Megalops cyprinoides (Indo-Pacific tarpon) is the source of this 3893-nucleotide messenger RNA. It is a transcript of the gene nup85, whose product is annotated as nucleoporin 85. The transcript has 19 exons. Lineage: Eukaryota; Metazoa; Chordata; Actinopteri; Elopiformes; Megalopidae. The record is from RefSeq and is a predicted model, not a curated record. Gene Ontology annotation, cellular component: nuclear pore outer ring. Bases 128 to 2113 code for a protein of 661 amino acids. Gene Ontology annotation, molecular function: structural constituent of nuclear pore. Gene Ontology annotation, biological process: protein import into nucleus; positive regulation of DNA-templated transcription; mRNA export from nucleus.
CCGGGGUCUUUUCGUCGAUAGUAGUGGCAGAGGCGCCUAGUUCUUGCUGGUCUUGUGGUUUCCAGUAAUAUUUGUCUCAAACGUACAGUGUCUGUGAUCUCUACUUAAACGAAUUUUAUACAUAGGAAUGGAGGAGGUUGAUGUCGAGCCAACAACCACGCUUAUACCUGGCAUCGACUUUACCAAAAAACACAUGGGAUUUGUGUGGGGCCCUGGAGAUAUCCUUGUCUACGAGACAAAGUACAAACCCACAGGUAGCUGUCUGCAAAUAUACUCAGGUGCCGCGUCUGCUCUUCCGGGAUGCCCGUUUGUCCACCUGGUCAGGAAGGAUGAGGACAUAUACUCGCCAGUCCUGCGGAAACUCUUCAACGAGUCUCACAACAUCUUUGUGGGGCUCCAGAAAAUAAACGAGGACGUGCCCAGCAAGAACAAGAAGGCGCAGUUUGUCAGUAUUAGCAAGAACUACAGAUCAGUUAUACGGGCAUGUAUGGAGGAGCUCCAACAGAUUGCGGUGUCCACAAGAGAUACCACUCUAGCAACAAAGCACGGAAAUCAGGUGUCAGUUCUGCUGGCAGUGGAACUCAUCUGGAAUCUCUGUGAGGUUCUUUUCAUCGAAGCAGCCCCAGCUGGUGCUCUCCUGCUCCACUUGAUGGACUGGGUGAGGCUUCACAAAGCAGACGUGGAUGAGAGGGCCCAGGACGUGCUUCAGAGCGAGAGCCCCACGGAGCACCCCGCCUACUGGGACGUGGCCAUCAGCUAUGUGCUCCAGGGAAGGAUGGACGAGGCCAGGCAGGUCCUGGCAAAGCAGGCCUCUGUGCAGGCAGCAGCCAGGAGCAUGUUUAAGCUGCUGGACAGCCUGUUGAUGAAGAUGCCUGUCUACAGCCCUGGCGGAACCCAGACGCUCACGGAGUUCGAUGUGAAGUGGAGGCACUGGCACGAGGAGUGCAACCGUUGCCUGCAGGACAGCUCCUUCACCAGCAACCGCCACCUGGAGGCUAUCUGUAAGAUCCUGGUUGGUGAUGAAGACACUCUCCUGGAGCACAAGGAGCUGCUGGGCACCUGGUACCACUUCCUGGUGACACGUCUGCUGUUCUUGCACCCCACGGUCAAGCCCACAGAGCUGCACUACUACGCCCAGUCCAGUCUGGACAUGUUCCUGGAUUCCCGCAGCGUGCCGGAGCCUCUCGACAGCAUCCUGCUGGCCGCCUUUGAGUUUGACAUCCAUCAGGUCAUCAAGGACUGCAGCAUCGCCCUCAAUAACUGGUGGUUUGUGGCUCACCUGACAGACCUGUUGGACCACUGCAAGCUGCUCCAGUCCCACAACCUGCACUUUGGCUCAAAUUUGAGGGAGUUCCUCCUGCUGGAGUAUGCUUCUGGCCUAUUCACCCAUCACAGCCUCUGGCAACUGGCAGUGGACUACUUUGACCACUGCCCUGAGUUUGGCCGGGUGUACCUGGAGCUGCAGAUCGAGCGGGUCCCCCUGGACACGGAGCACAAAGCCCUGAAGGUGCUGCGGAUCUGCGAGCAGAGGCAGAUGACUGAGCAAGUGCGCAGCAUCUGCAAGAUCAUGGCCAAGAAGGCCCUGAGGAACAACCGGCUGGGCUCGGCACUGUCCUGGAGCAUCCGGGCCAAAGACGCGGCCUUCGCUACCCUCAUUUCUGAGAGGUUCCUGCAGGAUUACUGCACCCACGGGACCUUCUCUGACCUCGACCUGAUUGACAACCUAGGCCCGGCCAUGCUGCUUAGUGAUAGGCUUACCUUCCUCGGGCAGUACCGCGAGUUCCACAAGCUGUAUGGAGAGAAUCGCUUCGGUGAGGCAGCCACGCUCCUUCUGUCCCUCAUGACGGCCAAGAUUGCGCCACAGAGCUUCUGGAUGACCCUGCUGACUGAUGCCCUCCCACUGCUGGAGCAGAGGCAGGUGAUCUUCUCAGCAGACCAAACCUAUGAACUGAUGCAUUGCCUUGAGGAGCUCAUUGCAGGGAAGACCCCCCCAAACCCAGACCACCCAGUGAAGGAUGAGGACAUUGAAGGCACUAAGAUUGAACUUUUGCGACUGGCCCUGGCUCGGAAUCUGGCACUGGCGAUCGUGAAGGAGGGCACGGUGGAUGACUAGCAAACCAACAUGCCACCAACUCUCACAAUAUUCUGCAGCUGUAUAUACAACUUAAGUACAUCUGAUCUAAAAUGUGGUCUUUGAUAAAAUAUUUUUGUUUUUCUUUUGCAUACAUCGUGUCCUUUAUGGAAAGACCUUGGCACCUGUAUGCAGAUCGAAGAAACUUAGGAAAUGAUUUUGAUUUGGUGUGUUUUUGCUUCAUACCAGCAGAGGGCUCUUGCAGUGAUACAUUGAAAGCGGUAACCUCUCACACUGGAAGCCCAUGUAACACAGGCACUGGCAAGGCCACUUCACCUGCCAUACAGGACCCUGUAGAAGAGCAAUCUUCAUGCUUUUCAAAAUGAAAAUAACAUACUUUUAACCAAAAAGUUACCUCCAAUAUUUUAAGGUUGUUCUGUUGCAUGUUUUUUUAAAAUAGGGUCUUUGGGAGAAUCCCAAAGGGAGAAUUUCUGUAAUUCUGGGGGUAUUCCAGGUGCUUGAAGAAGGGAGGACUUCUUAUAGCACCUUUCUGGAGUACUCCCAGAAGAGGUUGGCUUAACCUAUCCUGUGCUUCUCUCUCUCUGUUUCCUUGGGAGCGGGGGAGGAUUCAGCAGCCUCAUCACUGUUAGGAGACAGUUUUGUGGAAUGGCAUGGCGUUUGUUCCGGAGACACGCUUGUCUCACAUCGCUUGUCUCCAGCGUUUGUAUUCGAAUACACAUCGCGUGUCUCCGGAACAAACGCCAUCCCAUUCCACAAAACUGUCUCCUAACAUCACCUUCUACUGGUUUGGUAGGGGUGUACACUCCGGAGAAAGUGAAUUUUGUUACAUGAAGCUUUUAGCCAUGUGGUAACCUAAUCACAGCUGGAGGCUGGAACAGUCAAACUUCUUAAAAUGUCCUGCUCUACCACAGGUAGCUGGCACUGAGGAAGCAGACUUCUCAGGUACAUAUAUUGCUUUAAUAAGACACAAGGGAACAAGGGUCUGUAUGUAGACCUGCUGAUGGUACAAUUAAAUUUGCAUCAUGACAGAUUAAUUUUUCAAAGCAAGAAGUGGAUUAUCCAAGCCUGAGGAAAAAAAAAGCUGUUUUCUGGUAUAGGUUGCAAUAUAACAAAAUGUAUCAUAACACAGACUCAUAUUCAUGGCAGAAUAGUGUGAUUAAUAUGGGGCUGCAGUCACAAGGUCUGUAGAUGGUGAAAAGGUAUGAGUCUCAGUACAUCAUAUCAUCCUUUAUGAUACAAACUCAACCUUAUGUAAUGAAAUGCAUUUCCUGCCUCCUCUGAACACAAAAAAGUCUGAUGUUUAACAGCUUGUAAGUUGAGACAACACAGGCCCAAAUUGGGAAACGCUGCAUAGGUUUGCUUUAGAGUAUUUCAUUUUGUGUGAGGUAAUGUGACCCACAUAUUCUAGCACAGUUAGCCUUCAUCUGCCUAUCAAUUUUUAUGGCAAACCUAGUUCGCAAGUCUUGAGGGUGACAUUGUUAAAAGGCAGUUUACUAGCAAGUAAUUUGGCAUUAAAAACAAUUUUUUGUUUAAAUGUUUUAUGAAUUUCAUUUAUUUUGGUCCUCUUAUGAGCUAGAUUAGAAAGAUGCUGUGCAUAUUAACCCUUUUACCAGCAUGGCUAAAAAUUGCCAUAUGACAAAUUUGGUGAAAGGUGAAAUCAUUUUGGGCCAAGCAAUAAAGUUUCCUCCUGUAAAGAAUAUGUCUCCUCCAUUCGGAGUUCAUAAACACUGACCUGACUUUUCCAUCAUCGCCCCCCAGUGGUGGAAUGAACUCCCCACCCCCCUGAGAACAACUCCUUUAC